GGGAAUAUGUUUCCCGCAGCCCGGUUAUAUUCAGAUACCAUGAGAUUGGAAUCAUGUGAUAUCGAAGCUCAAAUAGCUACCCCAGUGUUAUCGCAAGUUUUGCAAGGCCAAACUCAAAAGUUUAUCAAGAUACUCAGGUGCAACUCAAAAGUCAGAAGUCAGACUCCAGCUCACAUCAAAGACCCAAUCGCAAUCAUGGGAGAAGCAAGCAACAUGCGCAACCAUCCAUCUACUCUCGACGCAGCCCUCAAAGACACCUCUCUAAUACGUGAACAAGCCUUCAUCGGCGGCAAAUGGGUCAGCGGAUCAAGCACCUACCCAGUCUACGACCCAGCAGCCAACGGUAUCAUAGCCAACGUCGCUAACCUCGGCGCCUCCGACUUUACUACCGCAAUCGGACAUGCACAAACCUCCUUCAAAGACUUUAAAAACACUUCAGAAACAGACAGAGCGAAGAUGUUGCAUGCGUGGGCAGCACUCAUCAGGAAACAUGCCAAAGACCUGGGCAUUCUCCUCACGAUGGAGAACGGCAAGACGUUAGCCGAAGCGGAGGGAGAAGUCGAAUAUGGAGCCUCGUUUAUCACUUGGUUUGCAGAGGAAGCAAUAAGGUCGUACGGCGAUGUGAUUCCGUCACAGCACAAAGGCAGCGCGAACCUUGUUCUUAGACAACCGAUUGGAGCCUGCGGCAUCAUCGCACCCUGGAACUUCCCCAUUGCAAUGAUUACCCGGAAGCUGGGACCGGCGAUUGCUGCUGGAUGCACAGUCGUUGUGAAACCGCCGAGCGAGACGCCGCUUUGUACUUUAGCACUCACGGCGCUGGCUGUCGAAGCAGGAAUUCCGCCAAACGUGAUCCAGGUUGUGACGACUCGGGAUCGAGCUGCUGUGGAAAUACUCUACACGCACCCGCUCGUCAAGAAAGUCAGUUUCACGGGUUCGACAGCAGUCGGGAAAUUGAUUACGGAGAAAGCAGCUGGUACGAUGAAGAAAGUUUCCAUGGAGCUCGGCGGCAACGCACCAUACAUCGUCUUCGACGACGCGGAUCUCGAGAUUGCUGUUGACGGCGUAUUGGCAUGCAAAUUUCGGUGCUCAGGUCAGACGUGCGUUUGUGCGAAUCGUUUGUAUGUCCAGAAAGGAGUCCAUGAUGCGUUUGUCGAGAAGUUGCUGAAGAGAAUGAGCAAGUUCAAGAUUGGAAGCGGAUUGGAUCCAAGCGUUACCCAUGGUCCGUUGGUUAACAGAGCGGGUGUGACGAAGACGAGACAGCAUAUCGACGAUGCGCUCUCCAAAGGCGCCAAACUCGUCGUGGGAGGUAAAGUGAGGGAUGAUCUUGACGGAUAUUUCAUCGAACCAGCUCUCAUAACCGGCGCGAAACAGAACAUGCUUGUUGCGAAAGAAGAAACGUUCGGGCCACUGGCACCGGUGUUCAUGUUUGAGACCGAGGAGGAGGUGGUGAGAAUGGCGAACGAUACCGAGUUUGGUCUCGCGGGGUACUUUUUCUCGAAUGAUUUGCGGAGGGUGUGGAGAGUAGCGAAGGCGUUGGAGGUGGGCAUGGUGGGCGUCAAUACGGGGAAGAUUAGUGCGGCUGAGAGUCCGUUUGGAGGCAUCAAGGAAAGUGGGUUGGGGAAGGAGGGGAGUAAGUAUGGGUUGGCGGAGUUUCAGGUCAUGAAGUCGGUGACGCUUGGGAAUUUGUAGUGAUAGGUUCACACAGGCUCGGAAGAAUCGAAUCCUGAUUGGUAUCCCAUAUCCAGUUGCCCAUCGGUUACUGCAUGUUCGAGGAGUAGGAGUUUGAAGGUAUUAUGAAUCAAUUUUCU
Hyaloscypha bicolor E is the source of this 1808-nucleotide messenger RNA. Its product is annotated as succinate-semialdehyde dehydrogenase. The transcript has a single exon. The coding region runs from base 40 to 1689 and encodes 549 amino acids. The record is from RefSeq and is a predicted model, not a curated record. Gene Ontology annotation, molecular function: succinate-semialdehyde dehydrogenase (NAD+) activity. Lineage: Eukaryota; Fungi; Ascomycota; Leotiomycetes; Helotiales; Hyaloscyphaceae.